UGGCAAACGCGUGAGACCCGAUCGAUCAUCCCUCGUCCCGCGAUCUCAGAGACAGCGACGGGGACGGUUCCCGUAUUCGACCUCGCAAACAUGAACGAUUGAUAGAUCAGUGGUCGUUGCCUUUGCAACCUCGACCUUCUCCGCUAGCUCCUAGAUAAUCCGUUCAUAAGUCGCUAGAAAACUCCUCAAAAUGUCUUACGUUAUCGCUGGACGAGCUAUCAAGAACGAGUACCUUGCUCUUGGUACCAUUCUCUCUACCGCUGCCAUCGCCAUGGCUUCGAGCGGUGGAAGCAAGGAGGCUCCUGCUCCCGUUGCCGAGCAGAAGAACAUCGAGACUGGCUCCAAGGAGGAGGAGGACUUCAUCAAGCAAUUCGUCGCCGAGGCCGAGAAGGAUGCCAAGCCCGCAGCGCACUAGAGCGACGGCACUCAUGUAGAGAAAGGAGCAGAACAUGCGACGUGUAUGGAAUGAAUGCAUGUCGAUCAAAAAAUGGAAAAUACAUCGAACGCCAUUGGUUUGGAAUGCGAGAUCAGUAGCAUGCGAGGCAUCUGGACACGAGGGGCGGUGUGUGGUAAGGGAUAGACGAGCCCGACCUUCUGAAAUUCACGGACGCUGCAUCGUCUCCUGUACUGCGGCCCACCUACGAUCUCGUUAUUGAGGCUUUCUUCAAUCCUUGCUGGACCACUUCAGCCAUAAAUGAGAGAGCCGCCAGAACUCUAUCAUGAUGCCCUUCGGUGGACGUGAGCGCGGCUGUAGUGGGUAGAGUUGUGUGUGCCGAGGCGUACCAAGAGCCGUGCUAUCGUCUGUAUUCAAUGGCAAAGAGAGUUUCUCCGGACCUCGAGCGGGCGG
This is a messenger RNA of Filobasidium floriforme, 847 nucleotides long. RefSeq lists its product as uncharacterized. Bases 191 to 415 code for a protein of 74 amino acids. The transcript has 5 exons. Lineage: Eukaryota; Fungi; Basidiomycota; Tremellomycetes; Filobasidiales; Filobasidiaceae. The record is from RefSeq and is a predicted model, not a curated record. Gene Ontology annotation, biological process: proton motive force-driven ATP synthesis.